UGGUAGUUCACUGGACACAGCCGCCAGUCUCCUCGCGUCGGUUUCGGAGAGAGAAGCUGUGGGUUUGCUGCUGAAUACGCUUUGCAAGAUCAAUGUCAGGCAACGGCAAAUACUUGGUGAUCACGCCUGAGGAGGUAGCGUAUGUCAGGAGGCAGUUGGGCACCAACGAGGAGGACAUCAAGACAGCUGUGACGUCACUGCGGGAGUGGCUCAGGAUGCAGCCACACUUACCUGACGCAGUAGACGACUCCCUCAUUGAGCGAAUGUACAUCAACUCCAAGUGCAGCAUGGAGAAGGUGAAACUGGGAUUAGACGCAUACUUCUCCCUCAAACACAGAUUUCCCGAGUUACUAAUGAACAGAAAUUUCGAAGGAAGCGACUUCCAGUUUGCAAAGAAGCACUUAAAAAUGAUGGUGAUGCCACGACUCACAAAGGAUGCAUAUCGCGUGCACGUCUGGACAGCAGUAGACGAAGACUCGACCAAUGUAAUUUGGCCCCUUUAUGGUAAGAUAUUGACCACCAGAUUGGAAAUUAUGUUGGCCGAAGACUACUCUCUUGGUGAUGUGGGCAUCAUCGACUUGGCCAACGUGAAUGCUGGACACAUCGUACGUGCAGACAUCAACCUCGUGCGCAAUAUGGAAGUCUGCUACCAGACUGCUUACCGCCGGCGAUUGAAAGGACUUCAUUUGGUGAAUGCAUCGAAGAUCAUACAUUCAGUCAUGAAAGUAGUGAAGAUGGCGCUAUCUGAAAAGUUGCAAAAGAGGGUGUUCGCGCACCUUCCAGGAUCGACGACUCUGUUCGACUACGUGGAGCCUGACUGCGUACCAGACGAGCUGGGAGGCACUGCUGGUCCUGCUGACAACUUUGCCUACAAACUUAGGGAGAUGGUCAACAGUGAGUGGCUGCUGGAGAAGGACAAGUACAUGUCAGACGAGAGCAAACGUCCCGCCGAUAACCACUAUGGCGACAUCUACGGCAUCGCGGGCUCAUUUAAAAAAUUGUCCGUGGACUGACGCACAGCCUUGUAUUGUAAGACAGGGAGACGUUCUUAUGAUACAUGUGUACAUAUUGUAUAGGAUUACGUGUAGCCAAAAACUGAAAUAAACUGCUCUCUACUAAA
This is a messenger RNA of Schistocerca gregaria, 1120 nucleotides long. RefSeq names its product clavesin-1-like. The record is from RefSeq and is a predicted model, not a curated record. The transcript has 7 exons. NCBI's taxonomy places the organism in Eukaryota, Metazoa, Arthropoda, Insecta, Orthoptera, Acrididae. Gene Ontology annotation, cellular component: membrane. Gene Ontology annotation, molecular function: phosphatidylinositol bisphosphate binding. Bases 93 to 1013 code for a protein of 306 amino acids.